AUGUCCCUUACAUUGGAGGUCAGUGGGAAGAAUGUCCCUUACAUUGGGGGUCAGUGGGAAGAAUGUCCUUACAUUGGUGAUCAGUGGGAAGAAUGUCCCCUUACAUUGGUGGUCAGUGGGAAGAGUGUCCCUUACAUUGGAGGUCAGUGGGAAGAAUGUCCCUUACAUUGGUGGGUCAGUGGGAAGAAUAUCCCUUACAUUGGGGGUCAGUGGGAAGAAUGUCCCUUACAUUAGGGGUUAGUGGGAAGAAUGUCCCUUACAUUGGUGAUCAGUGAAGGAAGAAUGUCCCUUACAUUGGGGGUCAGUGGGAAGAAUGUCCCUUACAUUAGGGUUAGUGGGAAGAAUGUCCCUUACAUUGGUGAUCAGUGGGAAGAAUGUCCCUUACAUUGGAGGUCAGUGGGAAGAAUGUCCCUUACAUUGGGGGUCAGUGGGAAGAAUGUCCCUUACAUUGGAGGUCAGUGGGAAGAAUGUCCCUUACAUUGG
Staurois parvus is the source of this 483-nucleotide messenger RNA. The record is from the annotation of a GenBank genome assembly. NCBI's taxonomy places the organism in Eukaryota, Metazoa, Chordata, Amphibia, Anura, Ranidae.